UGAAGGACGUUGAUCGAUCACCGUGGAGGCAAGAUCAGAUGGGGAAGAAGAUUAUUGACGUUAAUUAUAAAACUAAGCCUUUGGUGGCUCAGAUCGUCGUCUUCCUUCAUCGAUCUCGUCGUGAAUUAAUUGCAGUCCUUCAAGGAAACCAGCACCGGCCAUGGCGGAAAAGACCGCCGCCGCCGGGGCGGCAAUACCGUUCAACAUGUCCCUCUUCUCGGCGUCAAUGUCGCUGACGUGUGAUUAUUUAGCUUCUUCGUGAAUUCCAAAGGUUUGAUCCGCAACGAUGAUCCCUUGAGGCAUACUCUUCCGCUCCUUAUGCUCCAGCUCGGCGCUGUUACUCUCGUCUCUGCGACCAUGGAACGCCUCUUGAAGCCAUUGAAGCAGCCCAGAUUUGUUUCAGAGAUUCUGGGAAUGAUGUUUGCAGACUGGAAUUCUUUUGGGGCCUUCAGUUUUUGGGUAUUUUGGAGUAGGAACCUUCUAUGCAAGCUUGUUCGAUCAGAAGCAGCAGAUGAUAAUGGACGUUUUAGAACUGUUUAGCUUCGCCUACAUGGUGUUUCUAAUCGGACUGAGGACGGAUAUGAGCGUGAUUUGGGGGUCCGGGAGGCUUUCUUGGAUAAUCGGCUUCACAACGUUCGUUCUUUCAGUCGGGAUCACAAUUCCAUGGGCUCACUUCGUCGGGAAAAAGUUGAAGGAUCACUUGAUCCCCGGCGAACUCAACACCAUGUCCAUUCUCGAAGCCACAUCCUCCUUUCAGGUCACAUCUCUUCUCCUGGAAGACCUCAAGCUUCUGAAUUCAGAAAUCGGGCGCUUGGCGCUAUCUUGCUCCUUGAUUAGCAACAUGCUGGGCUUGAUGUUCAAAACCGCCUCGGCUGCCAUCACCAAGACCAUUUAUCUCAAUGUCCAUGUCUUGACUACCGUGAAAGAAGAGCUCUCGAGGGUUGCGAUUCUGGUUUUGAUGGCGUUUCUGAUCCGACCGUGCAUGUCCUGGUACACGAAGAGUAUCCCCGAAGGAAGAACCAUAAAGGAAUCGCAUCUGGUGGUGAUAAGCCUUAUGUUCUUCGGAAUUGGAUUGGCGAGUGAAAUAAUAGGUUCGCAAGCGUACUUCGGCGCUAUAUUCUUAGGCUUUACGAUUCCGGCGGGGCCACCGCUGGCGUCGGGCAUUUCCGAGAAGCUCAGGUUCUUCGUUCAGUCUCUUUUGUUGCCGUCUUACAUCGUGGAAGUGGGCCGGCGAAUCAAUAUUAAUGCCAUUCACCUGAAGACUUUUAGCUAUGUGCAAUUGAUCGUCCUCGCCGCCUACGUUUGCAAGCUUGUGGCAUCUAUGGUGCCUGCUCGCCUCCUCAGGAUGCCCCAUGCAGAUUCUCUAUCGCUUGGCCUUAUCUUGAGCUCCCAAGGGUUUUUCGAUGUCAUGCUUUUCAAGCGAUUCUUCCGCAUCGGGUUGAUGAGCGAAGAGUUCUACUCCAUUCUGACUAUCACGGCGCUGGCGUACGCAGCCCUCUUCACUCCCUUAAUCAGCUACCUCUACGAUCCUUCUAGAAGGUACGUAAACUAUCGGAGGAGGACUUUGCAACACAGCAAGCGCCUCACUGAGCUCCGAGUUGUCGCCUGCGUCCACGAAGAAGAAUCCAUCUUCAGCCUGAUGAAUCUGCUCCUCGCCUGCUACCCGACCCGAGAAAUGCCCAUGUGGAUCUACGUCCUUGACCUCAGGAAGCUCGACGGCCGCGAGCACCCACUCCUCAUCAACCACCAGAACCACAAGCGCAUAUCAUCGAACCGAACCCGAACCGAUCGCAUCAUCAGCGCCUUCCGCGACCUCGAAGACCAAGGCUGGGUCCGGAACCAGUACUACACCACCUUCACGCCCUACGCCUCCAUGCACGAUGACAUCUGCACCUUGGCUCUGCAGAAGAGCACGUCGCUGCUGAUCAUUCCGUUUUACAGGUCGGAGAGCAGCUCCGAGAGAGAAGUGAAGAGGAAUGUGCUUGACAAGGCGCCCUGCUCCGUCGGAAUCCUGGUCGACAAGGGGAUUGUCACGUAUUCUCGAAACCGCUCCCUCAUUGACUCGGCUUUCCAUGUCUGUGUUGUCUUCUUCGGCGGGCCGGAUUCUCGGGAGGCGCUGGCGUGCGGCGUUCGGAUGGCGGAGAAUCCCAGGACUAGUCUCACGGUGGUUCGGUUGAUCGCGGAGGAUGGAUUCGUCGACGACAUAAGGGAGGCCAAGCUUGAUCUCACAGCGAUUACUGAUUUCAGGGGGACUCACGGCUCGAGCGAUAGGGUUGAGUACAGUGAAGUGCAGGUGGAAGAUGGAGGAGAGACGACGAGGGUUUUGUUGUCGCUCGACACGAACUACGAUUUCAUCCUGACGGGGAGGAGGGCCCACCAGGAGUCGCCGUUGGUGUCGGGGCUGGUGGAGUGGGGAAAUUACUUUGAGGAAUUGGGGAUCAUCGGAGACAUAUUGGCGUCGUCGGAGAUGAAGACCAACGCGUCGGUGCUGAUCAUACAACAACAGUCCAUUGUUGAGGAUCUACAGUAGUCCAAGAUAUAUAGUGUAAUUUGAGCGAAGACUACCAGUUGCUAUAUCCAUGUCUGGGGUGGGGACAAACCCAUGCAUGCAUCUUCAAAUCAUCAUUGUUAAUUAGAGAGGUCAAUUCAAGUUUAAAAAUUAAAUUUGAGAUCC
Messenger RNA from Diospyros lotus (date-plum), 2674 nucleotides. RefSeq names its product cation/H(+) antiporter 15-like. Gene Ontology annotation, cellular component: endomembrane system; membrane. NCBI's taxonomy places the organism in Eukaryota, Viridiplantae, Streptophyta, Magnoliopsida, Ericales, Ebenaceae. Gene Ontology annotation, molecular function: antiporter activity. The record is from RefSeq and is a predicted model, not a curated record. Bases 512 to 2530 code for a protein of 672 amino acids. The transcript is spliced from 3 exons. Gene Ontology annotation, biological process: regulation of pH; proton transmembrane transport.